GCUCCUCCAUAGCUGUAGACGGCCCGCGUCGCGCCCACCAUCCAUCCCAUCCGUCCCAUGCUUUCGUACGGACCGAGCAGCCAGGCGUUCUGCCCUGGGCCACCACAUCCGCCAGGGCGCUGCAGCGAGCCUACACCGCCCCCGUCGUCCUUGCCGUUGCCGCUGCCACUGCUGCCGCUGGGCACGUUAUGUCUCCUCUACGCCAACGGUUCCGUUCAAGACGAAACCGUCUUCUUCAAUACACAGUCUGGCGCGGAGACGCCCCGGCUGCUCGUCAAAGGCAGCGGCGGCCAUGAUGAUAUUUCUCCUUCGGCGGCGAGCGACAACCCAUGGCACAACGGAAAUGUAACGUCCGGAGCAGCAGCGGCGCCCUCGCUCCCUACCUUUGCGCAGUCCAUAAUGCCCGGAUCACCAGGCCUGCCUGUCGGACUUAUCAUGGACGACUCGUGGGAGAACCUCGACAUGUCUUGCGUGGGAAACUUUCAAGCAGCCAACUUUGUCGGCUCCAGCAGCAUCCACCAGGGCGGCCAGGCGGCUUCGUCGGGGCUCUACUCCCACGGACUCUCAGUCACGGCAGCAGCAGCAAACGCGCCGGUGACGCCCAUGGACGGUCUGUCAACUCCUCCGUCCGAAUGGGUCAACAACAACUCUGCGGGCGGUGUUCACGGCUCUUCGCUCUAUCCGUCUCAUGAAGCCUUUUCGGCUCUCCUCCCGAAUGGAACCCACGGACACCAGCGACAUCUGCAGCAUCAUCAUCAGCAGCCCAUCUUCGAAACCCAGACUAAGAGUUGGAUUUCGAGUGCCCUGGACAGCUACGUCUUCCCGCAAACCAUAUUCCCACAGCCCACCGUAUCAGACAUGAUGCCCGUCUCGGCCGCGGCAGCCACCGCCGCCAACGACGCUGCUGCCGCCAUGUCGGCCGCGCUGGAGACUCCAUCGCCUUCACCACACAAGCUGCACCCGUCCUCGACCGGCAGCGGCGGCUCGGUUGCUGACAAUGUAUCCGACGCCUUGGAGGCUCCGUUUGCAUCUCCGGGAAGUAUUUCUUCUUCUUCUUCCUCCUCCGCGGCAGCGGCAGGUUCAGUGUCCUCUUCGGACUCCAACUACAACGAGACGCCCGCGGCCGGGAGAGCACGAGGCAGAGACCUCGCGCGAGGCAACGAGGCCCCCUUCCUGCGCCGCUCGUCGCGCACACGCCUCCCAGCGGGCAUUCUUCAAGGUACAGCUCAGCAAGAUCUCGGACCUUCUUCUGAUAUGCUCGCCCUCGAAGGACCCUCAAGCAACGACGCGUUCCUUCCGUCGGCAACCACUACCACUACGACCCCUCGGCGUCGCAGGACCUCUGUGCGGUUUCACCAAGCGCAGCAACAGAACCAGCAUCAUCAUAAUCAGCAGAAUCAGCAGAAUCAGCAGCAGCUGGCUUCGCCUCUCGACGCAGCAGCCAUCUACCCAUGGCCGCCCGGCGAGAAGCCCCCCGGAGCGCCCUACCAGUACGUCAACCAGAUGGACCCCGAGAGCCUCGAGUUCUUCGAGCGCACCCUCCUCGAGGACCGCGACGAGUCCCUCCGCGCAAAGGUCCCCUUCAAGCUCAUCCAGCACAAGCUCCGCCACGUCUUCUGCGGCGCCCAGGAGACGCUGCGCGGGCACCACCGCCGGCUGGUCAAGGAUCCCUCGCAACGCGUGCGCAAGCCCGUGUGGCACGACAUUGACGUCGAGCUGCUCCGCCGGGCCGUCGCCUCGCCGCGGUGCAAGUUCCCCAACGGCAAGGUGAGCUGGCGCGCGGUCAGCCAGUACAUCUCGGACCGCGGCGGCACGUACGACUUUGGCAUCACGACGUGCAGCCGCAAGUGGAACGAGCUCACUGAGGCAGGCGAGCAGUAGUGGAUUCGUGUCGAG
Molecule: messenger RNA, 1896 nt
Organism: Purpureocillium takamizusanense
Lineage: Eukaryota; Fungi; Ascomycota; Sordariomycetes; Hypocreales; Ophiocordycipitaceae
Exons: 3
Coding region: 58-1881 (607 amino acids)
Source: RefSeq, a predicted model, not a curated record